Messenger RNA from Oncorhynchus gorbuscha (pink salmon), 1015 nucleotides. RefSeq names its product homeobox protein Hox-A1-like. The record is from RefSeq and is a predicted model, not a curated record. Gene Ontology annotation, molecular function: RNA polymerase II cis-regulatory region sequence-specific DNA binding; DNA-binding transcription factor activity, RNA polymerase II-specific. Lineage: Eukaryota; Metazoa; Chordata; Actinopteri; Salmoniformes; Salmonidae. Gene Ontology annotation, biological process: regulation of transcription by RNA polymerase II. Gene Ontology annotation, cellular component: nucleus. The transcript is spliced from 2 exons. The coding region runs from base 65 to 970 and encodes 301 amino acids.
GACAAGGGGCGCUGGAAAUCAUUAACCUCUGGUGGAUUUACAACGCCGACUUACAAGGGCCAACAUGAGCUCGUAUUUAGACUUAUACUCGGAAGGCGACAUGAUGCCAUUGCCUGUGAAAUUCUGUCACGACGAACACAAACCAGGGAUACUUCAGUACCACGGGGAGAUAGUUGGGAGACUUUCGUCAGGUAUGCUGGACCACCAGAGCAGCAGUCGGUCGAUAUCAGGAGGAGUGCAUCAUCAAGGUGUGUUUAAGGUGCCACGCGAUAGCGACGCAUCUGUAUCUGAUGGCAAUUACGUGGAUCAGGGACUUGCUUAUAAUUUGGCGUAUGGAUGCUACAACGACGUGGAACAGAACAGGGUGCAUACCCAGUGCGUGAACUCGGCAUAUUCAGGAAACGGUCCUUUCCCCAGCCAUCCCACAGAGACCUACUACCACGAUAUUAGAGAAACAAACCAGCAGUGGCAGAGCAUAAAGUUAUCGCGAGGAUUCGUCAAUGCCAGUCAUCAGACUGCAUCACCAUCCCAUGAGAAUUGUCCAAGAACUGGUCCUAGGCAAGAGGAGCCGCAAGUUUUGGCAAAUACAUUUGACUGGAUGAAAAUCAAAAGAAGCAACCCCAAAAUCAGUAAAGCUAUUGAAUAUGGAUUAUCGAACGCCGGAUCAAUUCCAAGAACAAAUUUCACAACCAAGCAGUUAACAGAAUUAGAAAAAGAAUUUCAUUUCAACAAGUAUCUCACCAGGUCAAGAAGGGUUGAGAUAGCUCAUAGUUUGCACCUGAAUGAAACCCAGGUGAAAAUAUGGUUUCAAAACAGAAGAAUGAAACAAAAGAAGAGAGAGAAAGAAGGCCUUACUGGGAUGUGCGUGCCUCCCAUAUCGAAGACCUUGGACUCGUCCCCAUCAUCAGAACUCAACUCUCCAGUUUCAUCCCCUCCCUGCUCCCCCAUCACGCUCUCCCACAGCGGAUAACUGGAGGGGUUGAGCACAUCAUUGUGGUUUACUCAGAUUUCUGUU